This is a messenger RNA of Aspergillus niger, 1761 nucleotides long. RefSeq lists its product as uncharacterized. The coding region runs from base 1 to 1761 and encodes 586 amino acids. Gene Ontology annotation, molecular function: copper ion binding; oxidoreductase activity. Lineage: Eukaryota; Fungi; Ascomycota; Eurotiomycetes; Eurotiales; Aspergillaceae. The record is from RefSeq and is a predicted model, not a curated record. The transcript is spliced from 8 exons.
AUGCAGCAGUCACCGUCGUUCCGAUUACGACUGUUGCCAUGGAGUAUUGUAUUGUAUCCGGCCACUAUAUGUGGCCUGAUCUUUCUGCUAUUCUUGACACAGAUCUCACAACCAAGCCCUCUACAAGACUUGAUCCCAUCGGGAGUCUCGAACAGCCAGGUACACCCAGUUACACAUGACCCCGAUACAUCACGUCCUUUGAUAGAGCUUCAACCGGAAAAUCAUGUGUACCGCGAUCCUGCAACGCAACAUUUCGACUGGGUGGUGACUGCCAACCAUCGACGCCCGGAUGGGGUGCUGAAAUGGAUUUAUCUGAUCAAUGGUCUCUUUCCUGGACCGACGGUUGAGGCACGACCUGGUGACCGCUUGAUAGUAAACGUGACCAAUUCUUUGGAAGACGAACCGAUCUCCAUCCAUUGGCAUGGAAUUCAUAUCGAGAAUGCUAUGGAUGGAGCAGUUGGUGUAACACAAUGCCCUAUCCCUCCAGGGUCCACGUUUACCUACAACUUCACGAUUCCCGCACAUCAAAGCGGUACAUUCUGGUACCACGCUCACUCCGGCCUUAUCAGGGCCGAUGGCCUAUAUGGGGGGCUCAUCGUGCACGAGCCCUCCCCUAAGCCCACGGUGCGGGGGCUAUUGGCUCGUGCAGAUGAAAAAGGAACUGCCAGCUAUGAUAGGGACAUUCUACUCUUAAUUGGGGAUUGGUAUCACCGAUCAGCGGACCAGGUCUACUCCUGGUAUAUGCGUGCCGGGUCAUUUGGAAACGAGCCUGUCCCAGAUUCAUUACUGAUAAACGGUAUGAACCUCUCAUACCUGGAUGCGAAGGGUGACGCAGCGUACAGAGUCCGAGUGGUAAAUACGGGCUCGGUUGCAGGCUUUACGUUGGGUUUUCAGAACAAAGAAUUCAGUCUCAUACAAGUGGACAGCAUUGAGGUCGAACAAGAAGAUUCAAAUUCAGCCGGCGUACUCUACCCGGGCCAGCGAAUGGACAUUAUACUCCGUCCGGGUCCAGACAAAACUCCAAGCUCAAUGACUAUUGAUCUAGAUAAAGAGUACCCCAACCCAGCUUUAGCAUCUAUCCAGACAUUCAAUAUAACGAAGUCAUCGGACAACACAUCCUCCACCAUAUCUCCAUCAAAUAACACGAUAUCUCUUUCCGAAGUCGCCACUAGAAAGUCACUCCUCUCCAGCCUUCCCGAAAAAGCACAUCAAACCCACGUGGUGUACAGUAAAAUCGAAAAGCUCUCCAUAAACCACAAUGUGCCGUAUGGAUUCUUCAACCGGACUUCAUGGAAGCCUCAGAUUGAUACACCACUUAUUGAUCUUCCUCGCGACAAAUGGGAUGGAAACCAGCUCGUGUUAUCAACAGGAUCAUCUACUUCCCGUGCUCUGCCGUCCGAUAAAGACCAGGACUUAUGGAUUGACCUGAUAGUCAACAAUCUAGACGAUAGUGGCCAUCCAUUUCACCUGCACGGCCACCACUUCUACAUCCUGAGGACCUACCAAGCACCCGUAGGCUGGGGCGCCUACAAUCCUUUCACAGAUGCCUACCCACCUGGUCUGGCUCCAGAAUCUGUCAGCUCAUCAAGAGCAGAUACUCCCUACGAUCUCUCCCGCGCGCAGCUACGAGACACAGUCUAUAUCCCCAGCCGCGGGCACGCAAUCUUGCGCUUCCGAGCAGAUAACCCAGGGAUAUGGUUAUUUCAUUGCCAUAUUAUCUGGCACCAAGCGAGCGGAAUGGCCAUGCUAUUGCAGAUGUAA